Messenger RNA from Beta vulgaris subsp. vulgaris (sugar beet), 549 nucleotides. RefSeq lists its product as uncharacterized. The transcript has a single exon. The record is from RefSeq and is a predicted model, not a curated record. Lineage: Eukaryota; Viridiplantae; Streptophyta; Magnoliopsida; Caryophyllales; Amaranthaceae. The coding region runs from base 1 to 549 and encodes 182 amino acids.
AUGGAAUUUCAUAAUGGGGAUGAGAUUGCACAGUUUAUUGAUGCAAGAUGGAUUUGUUCACCUGAAGCUAUGUGGAAAUUUUACAAAUUUCCAAUGACUCGGAUGAACCCGUCGGUAGACCGUCUGCAAGUUCACUUGCCCAACAUGCACCAAGUUAGAUUCGAAGGAAACCAACCUAAAGAAAGCGUUUUGGCUGACCCAAGGAGCUCAAAAAUAAUGUUGACUGAGUUUUUCAGGAUGAAUUCAGUAGAUCCUGAAGCCAGAGAUUACCUAUAUAGAGAGUUUCCAGAAAAAUAUAUAUGGAUUAAUUCCACGCGAGAGUGGUGCCGAAGGAAAACCAUGCAGAGAGUAAUUAGUCGAUUGUAUGUAGCUUCACCUCUGGAUGUUGAAAGGUUUUACCUAAGAAUGUUACUAAACCAUGUCAAAGGGCCCCAAUCAUAUGAUCAUUUAAGGACUGUCAAUAGGAUACCCCACCCUACCUUUAGAGCUGCAGUUGAGUCCUUAGAUCUUAUUGAGAAUGAUGAAAGCAUAUGUCAAUGUCUUACAUAA